GUAUAAAUUACGAGGCACCUUGAACGUCACACACAGAUAAACAGACGUAGACAGCGUGCGGACCGAGGAGGCGGUCCUAACGACAGAGAGCCAAAGGCUAGAAUAGUUUCUGUUGUUUGUGUGGCUGUUGCGUCCAUGAAGGUCACGAGGCAUUCAGAUCUCUCCAAGCUGUCUGGACAUUAGUUGGAUGAUCAGCGUUUGCUCGGCAGCUCCUGACAAACUCUUCUGUGCACUAUGGUGUCAUACAAACGUCUGAACCCAGAAGAUGUCCACUUUUCCUCUGAACUUCUGCCUGAAGAACCUCGUGGAAUUCAGGAAGAUGCAGCAGUAUCAGAGCCAGAGGGGACGUUCUUGCUGCCACACAGACCGUCAUGCUCCAUCACCAAGGUUCUCCUGGUCGUUGGCUGCCUCCUGCUGCUUCUCAUGGGAGGCUGGCUGAUUGGGACUAUGUUCUGGCUUCACAGUCCUUCCAACCAGCAGCCGCACAAACCCCCGCCCCCGGCUCCAAAGCCAACAUCGAGCUCACCAGCUGAACUGAACGACACCUCAAGUGCCGCCCGGAGAGAAGCUUGCAGUGCGACCCCAGAGCCGCGGAGGUUCGACUGUUACCCCGAAAGAGACGUGGUUGUAACCAAAGAAAUGUGCGAGGCGAGGAACUGCUGUUUCAUCCCUGCUUCUGAUGCCGGGCAGACGAGGAAAAAUGGCGUCCCUUGGUGUUUCUACCCUCCGGAUUUCCCGUCUUACUCACUGGUGUCGAUAAAUGACACGCUGAUGGGGCAGAAAGGUAUUCUUGUGAAAGAGGUGAAGACCUACUACCCCGGAGACAUCCUCACCGUGGAGGUGGAGACACGGCAGGAGACAGACACACGUCUGCGCGUCAGAAUGACCGACCCUUCAAAUUCACGUUUUGAAGUUCCCAUCUCAGUUCCGAACCCCACCGAGAAGGCAGAGAAUCCUGGAUACGUGGUGGAGUUCUCCAAGCAGCCGUUUGGCAUCACUGUGAGGAGGAGAUCUACCGGAGCGCUGCUUCUGAACACCAGUGUGGCUCCUCUCUUCUAUGCGGACCAGUUCCUUCAGUUCUCCACCGUUCUCCCCACCCAGUUCAUCUAUGGUCUGGGGGAGCACCGCUCCACCUUCCUGCAUGACAUCAACUGGAACACCCUCACCAUGUGGGCCAGAGACGUGCCCCCCACGGAAAAGACAAAUCUUUAUGGAGUCCAUCCUUUUUAUCUGGCGAUGGAGGAAGACGGGAACGCUCACGGUUUUUUCCUGCUGAACAGUAAUGCGAUGGACGUGGUCCUCCAGCCGGCUCCAGCCCUCACCUGGCGCACCAUCGGUGGAAUCCUUGACUUCUAUGUUUUCCUCGGCCCUGAUCCUGGAUCGGUGGUUUCACAGUACUUGGAAGUGAUCGGAAAUCCAGCAAUGCCCAUCUACUGGGCGCUGGGGUACCAUCUGUGUCGCUGGGGCUACAACACCAGCAACUCUACCUGGGAGGUGGUCAAGAGCCUGAGGAACUAUGGAAUACCUCAGGACACCCAGUGGAAUGACAUCGACUACAUGAGCAAGUCCAUGGACUUCACGUAUGACUCUGAAAAGUUUGGGACGCUCCCAGAUCUCGUCAGGGACCUUCACGCUCAUAAUCAGACCUAUGUCAUCAUGCUGGACCCGGGCAUCAGCAGCACGCAGGCUGAGGGCUCAUACUGGCCUUUUGAUGAGGGGCUGAAGAGAGGAGUUUUUAUCAAGGACUCUGAGGGGAAAACGCUGAUAGGAAAGGUGUGGCCCGGCCUGACGGCGUACCCUGACUUCUCUAACGAAGUGACACACGACUGGUGGUUUGACAGCUUGCAGAAGUUCCACGAUAAGGUGCCGUUUGACGGCUUAUGGAUUGACAUGAAUGAGCCGUCCAACUUCCUGGAUGGGUCGACCAACGGCUGUCCGUCAAACAGUUUUGAGAACCCUCCCUAUACUCCAGGUGUGCUGGGAGGCUUGUUGCGAGCCAAAACGGUGUGUGCCACUGCACAGCAGAAAGUGUCCAUGCAUUAUAACCUGCACAGUCUCUACGGUCUUAUGGAAGCUAAAGCCUCUGCAAGCGCUCUAAAGAAACUUUUGUCAAAGAGAGCAUUUGUGAUCUCUCGCUCCACCUUCCCCAGUCAGGGUUUGUAUUCUGGGCACUGGCUGGGAGACAACAGGAGCCAGUGGAAAGACCUUUACACUUCCAUUGCAGGUAUUCUGACCUUUAACCUUCUGGGUAUUCCCCUGGUGGGGGCAGACAUCUGUGGCUUCAGUGAGGAGCCCCAGGAAGAGCUGUGUGUCCGGUGGACACAGCUGGGGGCCUUCUAUCCUUUCACCCGAAACCACAAUUCCAUUGGCAUGAAGCCUCAGGACCCGACGGCGUUCAGCCCGCUGGCGCGCACCGCCAUGAAAGAGGCUCUGCUGCUGCGCUACUCGCUCUUCCCCUUCCUCUACACUCUCUUUCAUCACGCACACGCGCACGGACACACUGUUGCUCGGCCCCUAAUGUUUGAGUUCCCAAAAGAUGUCAAAACGUAUGGGAUCGAUAAACAGUUCCUGUGGGGGAGGAGCCUAUUAGUGACACCAGUUUUGGAUCCUGGAGUGGACUAUGUGGUUGGUUACUUUCCAGCAGGUCUGUGGUACGACUACUACACGGGGGACUCUCUGCCUAGCAAAGGAGAAGAAGUCCGUCUCCAAGCCCCGCUGGAUAAGAUCAACCUCCAUUUACGUGAAGGCUCUGUGAUCCCAACACAGGCCCCUAAUCUGACCUUGUGGGUCAGCACCGGCCAGCCUCUUCAUCUAAUCUGUGCUCUGUCUGGCGAGGGUUCAGCCCACGGAGAUCUGUUCUGGGAUGACGGAGAAAGCAUUGAUACCUUUGAGACCGAUCAAUACUCCUACAUCAGCUUCAGCGUUGCUCAGAACAUGAUGACGUCCCAAGUGCUCAAGAGCGAGCGAGAAGCCUCAUUUCUGACUGUAGGAUCUGCCUCCUUCUAUGGGGUCAGUGAGAAGCCCAGCAGAGUUCUGGUAAACGCCAAAGAUCAUCCUUUCACCUACAGAGACAACCAGGUGUUGACUGUCACUGAUCUGAAUCUCAACCUCGUUCAGAACUUCACCAUCAGCUGGACUUAAAAACUGAUCACUUUCAUCGAUAGUAUCUCACAACAGCCGUCUGUUCAAGUGCACUAGAUCAAAAUGGUGAUGGCAGGAAAUCCGGCUGUUUUUCACCUGUUAAAGCCGAGUAACAUUGGAGGAUCACUGUGUUUUUCUAAUUUGAGAUGCCUACUCUAGAAUUCUUUGGUUCUCCCAAAAGAAGUUCUACAUUUGAGAUGACAAGUUGUUGUUCAUUCUUAAAUGUAUUUUGUUGAUUAUUCUUUUGCAUUUAUGUGAUCUUCAUGUAAAAAUCUUCAAAGAGACAAGAGCGUUGCAACAACCUGAUACUUCAGGUUUUAUCAAGUGUUUCCUUUCUUUGAUAAGAAAGACGGCGUGCAAUAAAUGAUGGGGGUGUGCUCCGUCCUGACAGUGUGACAAUGCCAGGCGUAGCUGCUCCCACCACAGCUUGGUAAACAAAGGUAGACGUGCCUCAAGUUAGUUUUUAGGUUCAUGUUUGAGUUUAAUGUGUUCUGCUUCACACUGUAGACCUGUUUUUAACACUGAAGACUGAAAGCUGGUUUCUGUAACAAGCCAUGCUUCUCGAUGUAAACAAUUUUACAAAUGUAGUCUUAACAGACCCCAACUGUCUUCGCUUCAUCUCUGCAAGUCAUUUGUGGGUUCAUGCAAAAAUAAUGUCUUCUUUUUAAUGAAUGCAGCAACUGAGAAAUUUUAGUAAACUCCUUUCAGUCUGAGGUUUUUUUUUUAUCUUUGGCUGUAAAUUAGAUGCUAAUUUUCUUGCUUUUAUUUUCUUGAGAAAAUUGUUUUUUUUCUGUUUUUAUUUUCAAUCAAAUGUGAAAGAUUUGUGUGAUGAAGGAAUGUUUGAAUAAAGGGUUUUGUUGUGA
This is a messenger RNA of Oryzias melastigma (Indian medaka), 4004 nucleotides long. RefSeq names its product lysosomal alpha-glucosidase (gene gaa2). The coding region runs from base 235 to 3141 and encodes 968 amino acids. The record is from RefSeq and is a predicted model, not a curated record. Gene Ontology annotation, molecular function: alpha-1,4-glucosidase activity; carbohydrate binding. The transcript has 21 exons. Gene Ontology annotation, biological process: carbohydrate metabolic process. NCBI's taxonomy places the organism in Eukaryota, Metazoa, Chordata, Actinopteri, Beloniformes, Adrianichthyidae.